UCUGCCGAGUUCGCGGUUCGCUGGCCACACUAACACGCGCUUGGACCCAUUGUUAUUUUUUGUUUAGCGCCGGCUUUUUCCCUCCCAAAAAGCCCAACAUGGAUCUGGUGGAGCUGCUGCAGCAGGCCCAGCGCCUGACGAACGAGACCAAGAUGGACACCGAGAUGCCAGGCGUGGAGCGGACCAUGUCCCAGGUGCUGCAGGCCACCCAGGAGCUCCACUCGCGAGUCACCCAGACGGGCACCAACGAUCUGCAGGCCCACAUACUGCUAGGCUCCAAGGGAGUGGACCUGCCCCAGCUGACCCAGAAGCUGGAGACGCUCAGCGCCCGCCAGUCCUUCGAGCCACUCGAUCCCGUCACGGACACCGAUGUUCAGGGCUAUCUGAAGAACGAGCGCGAGAACGCCAUACUGUCCGUCAUCGACGAAACGAACCGAAGUAUCUUUGAGGCCGUGGAGCGGCAAAAGUGGCGCUGCAUCUACGCGGAGUGGGGCGAGGAGAAGGAGUUGCUGCUGAACGCUCUGGUGGGUCCCCACCAGGAGGACUUUCCCGACGUGCAGCGCCAAAUGGUGCCCACGGCCAUGGCCGACGAACCCACUCCGUUCUCCCGCCUGAGUGUCAUCCAGCAGCUGUACGCCAAAGAGAUCUCAGCCUACAAUGUGCUGCAUAUCCAGGGCACUCAGCGCACCAAUUUGGUGUCCACCUUUGCCCAACUGGCCCAGCAGUCCUUCGACGAUUCGCUCGUAGCCGAGAUGUGGAAUGUGCUGGUGUUUAUGGCCGAUGUGACGCCGCUGUCGCGCAACAUCGAUCCCAUCAAGAGUCGCCAGUCGGCGCCGCAGUUCAUCAUUCAGGCACGCACAUACCUAGAGCGCAGAUAUAAGACAUACAUGAACAAGGUUAUCGGGCGGAAUCUGGUGGUGGCCCGGCGGGGCGGCAUUCCCAAUGUCUACAACCUAGUGGGCUCCUAUGUGGGCGUCACUUUUCAGCGGGGGCACUCCCUUUGCGGCCUGCACGAUGUGACCGAUGGCCGGCCGCUGUGGCCGCUGGUUUACUACAGUUUGAGGAGCGGCGAUAUGGGUUCGGCUGUGAGGUAUCUCAGGGAGGCGGGCACCUGCCCCGACCUGCUCAAGCUGAUGACGCUGCAGAAGAUGGGCGACAGGGAUCCCUCGACGGCCAAGCUUGAGGGCCAACUGAAGCUCGAGUACAACAACAAGCUGCAUGUCUGCACAGAUCCCUACAAGAAGGCGGUAUACGUCGUCGUGCUGGCCUGCGAUCCUCACGAUACGCACGUGGAACUGAUGCGCAGCAUCGACGACUUCCUGUGGAUGCAGCUCUCCAUCCUGCGUGGCCAGGACAAGCGUGACUACAACAUCGAGCAACUGACCUACAGCGGCCUGCAGUCCCUCAUCCUGGACAAGUACGGCGAGAACUACUUUAAUGCCCGCGAGAAGACGCCGCUCUACUUCCAGGUGCUGGCCCUCACUGGCCAAUUUGAGGCCGCUAUUGAGUUCCUGGCCCGCACGGAGGCAAAUCGGCCGCACGCUGUCCACAUGGCCAUUGCAUUAAACGAGCUGUGUAUGCUGGGAACACCCAGUUCGGUGAAGCAACCGCUACUGAGCGCAGAGCCCGACGAUCCGUCGCCCAUGAAGCGCCUCAAUCUCGUGCGGCUGAUCGUCAUGUACGCCAAGUGCUUCGAGCAGACGGACACCGAGCAGGCCCUGCAGUAUUACUACCUGCUGCGACACUUCAAAGCCGAGGACGGCACCAACGCGAUGCUCAACUGUGUCAGCGAUCUGCUCGUGGAGAACUGCGACGACCGGAUGCUUGAGCUGGUUUUCGGAGUCGCGGAUGAGUCCAACCCCUUCCGGUUUAAAGGCGGUAUUUUCGACGAAUUCCACACGAUGGACUGCGAUAAGUACUCCCUGGCCGGCAUGGUGGGCGAUGAGCUCUCGAAGCGGAGCAACUACGAGUCGGCCAUCAAGCUCUAUUUCAUCGCCGGCCAGUUGGACAAGGCCUUGCGUCUGGUAUGCUCCCUGCUGUCCCAGGUGGUCCACCAGCCACCGCGACCGGGAAGCAUGCGGGAGCGGCUGGGCGAGGUUACCAAACAAUUGGACGCGGCGCUGGCGGAGCGUAAAACGGAUGUGGAGGCCCAUGUGAUUGUGACCUACACGGUGCUGACACAGGUCAUGGAGUUCUUCGACCUCCAUCACGCUGGCGAAUCACGUUUGGCCUCGGAAAUCCUGACUAACAACCGGCUGAUACCCACCACCUCCUUCGAAGUGGACGAGUGCGUGUCGAACCUGAAGCGCAUGGGUUCGGAGAUCAUCAAGGUGCUGCCCGACAUCCUGCUGGCGGCCAUGGACAUUGUGUACGAGGAGUAUGUGAACCAAAGGGGCUCGAGUGGCUCGGGCUCGGUGUACGGCGACGAAACCAAGAGCGAAAACAAGGAGUCCCUCCUGAGGCAUUUGCGGGGCAGGGCAAAGGCACUGACCAACAUGGCCGCCAGCGUUCCCUACCGCAUGCCAUCGACCACCAACCAGAGGCUCGUCCAACUGGAGAUCCUUAUGCACUAGCACUAGCCGGAUUAUAAACGUAAACCCCUAGCGAUCGCUUCGUUUAAUGUGUGUGUUUUUUUUAGGUUGAUUAAGAUUAAAAUGAACAUUUUUUAUAUAGUGA
Molecule: messenger RNA, 2676 nt
Organism: Drosophila subpulchrella
Lineage: Eukaryota; Metazoa; Arthropoda; Insecta; Diptera; Drosophilidae
Product: nuclear pore complex protein Nup93-1
Exons: 4
Coding region: 99-2573 (824 amino acids)
Biological process (GO): protein import into nucleus; poly(A)+ mRNA export from nucleus
Cellular component (GO): nuclear pore
Molecular function (GO): structural constituent of nuclear pore
Source: RefSeq, a predicted model, not a curated record